CACCUGUCCAUAUAUUGCUAUGUGGAUCCAAGUGUGACAUUACAUAAAGCUAUCACCAAGCUUUUCUGCAUCAUCCUCUAGCUAGCUUUCUCAUGGAGGAAGAUAGUAAACAGCCACUCAUCUCUCCAACACACCACAAUGAAACCCAUGAUCAAUCAUCUCCCUCUUCAUUUACCUUCACCGCAGGUGUCCCUGACAUCCCUCCCAUCAAUAGCUUUAGUGAUUUUUAUAGAGAGUACCGGAGAGAGUCCAAGAAGUUUUGGUAUCUUGCUGCUCCUGCCAUGUUCACCUCCAUUUGCCGAUAUUCGCUUGGCGCCGUUACUCAAGUCUUCGCCGGCCACGUUAGUUCUCUUGCCCUCGCCGCCGUUUCCAUUGAAAACUCCGUCAUCGCCGGAUUCUGCUUCGGUAUCAUGCUUGGCAUGGGGAGCGCACUGGAAACACUAUGCGGGCAAGCCUUUGGAGCAAAGCAGCUGGAUAUGCUAGGGGUUUAUAUGCAAAGAUCAUGGAUCAUUCUAAACACUACAGCUUUAUUAUUAAUGUUUUUGUACAUAUUCGCCGAGCCACUUUUAGAGCUUAUAGGAGAGACUGCUGAGAUAUCAAAGGCAGCAGGGGUAUUUGCGUUGUGGAUGAUACCUCAACUAUUUGCAUACGCAAGUAAUUUCCCUAUAGCCAAGUUUCUACAGGCUCAAAGCAAGAUCAUGGUGAUGGCUGUGAUAGCAGGGAUGGCCUUGGUGCUUCACACUUUCUUUAGCUGGUUACUGAUACUGAAAUUAGGAUGGGGCCUGGUGGGUGCAGCCGUGGUAUUAAAUGGAACGUGGUGGUUCAUAGUUUUGUCUCAGUUCUCUUACAUACUUAGUGGGACUUGUGGAGAAGCAUGGUCCGGACUUUCAUGGAAAGCCUUCGAAAAUCUUUGGGCAUUUGUUAGAUUAUCUCUUGCAUCGGCUGUAAUGCUCUGUUUGGAGGUGUGGUAUUAUAUGGCAUUAAUUCUCUUUGCUGGAUAUCUGAAGAAUGCAAAAACUUCGGUAGAUGCCCUGUCUGUAUGCAUGAACAUAUUGGGGUGGACGGUUAUGAUGGUGAUGGGAAUGAAUGCGGCUGUAAGUGUGAGAGUGUCAAAUGAGCUAGGCGCAGCUCACCCGAGAACGGCGAAGUUUUCGUUACUAAUAGCUGUAUCGUCUGCCUUUAUUUUCGGCCUUCUCUUCUCUAUGGUUUUGAUCAUCACACGCAACGACUUCCCAGCCUUGUUCUCAAGCGACACAGAUGUCCAAGAGCUUGUCAAGGAGCUAACACCAUUGUUGGCUCUCUGCAUUAUUAUUAACAAUGUUCAACCUGUUCUCUCUGGGGUUGCCGUGGGAGCUGGAUGGCAAGCCACUGUAGCGUACGUUAACAUUGGAUGUUACUAUAUCAUCGGGAUUCCUUUAGGGGAUCUGGAUAGGGAUGAUGUCAGGGACCGCCAUACAGACUUGUAUCCUUUUCGGUUUGAUUUAUAAAGUUAACUGGAGCGAAGAGGUAAAUAUUAAUAAGCUAAGCCAUUAUCACCUUUCUCGUUCAUUGAGCGUUGAAACUGAUAUGAUCCGGUGUUAAAUGCAGGCUACUAUCGCUGAAAAUAAGAUAAAGAAAUGGGGAGGACGACAGACUCGUUCCCAAGAGAAUGAUUUAGGCCAAUGAAUUUGUUCCCCCAACGGUCGUGCUUCAAAGUAGAUUUUGUUUUUCUUCCCUGUUGUUUUAGUCACACUGACGCCAUUUGGCCAUUUUUCAGGUACUAAUUAAGGCCUUUUAAGUAGGUUCUCGUUUAUUCCAAGCCAAUAUUGCAAAAAUGGUUGAAUGUCUUAAUUUGCAUUGAAAUAUUCCUUUUUUUUUUUUUUUAAUUCUAAAAAAUAAAACAA
Pistacia vera is the source of this 1883-nucleotide messenger RNA. RefSeq names its product protein DETOXIFICATION 29-like. The record is from RefSeq and is a predicted model, not a curated record. The transcript has 7 exons. Gene Ontology annotation, biological process: xenobiotic detoxification by transmembrane export across the plasma membrane. Gene Ontology annotation, cellular component: vacuolar membrane. Lineage: Eukaryota; Viridiplantae; Streptophyta; Magnoliopsida; Sapindales; Anacardiaceae. Gene Ontology annotation, molecular function: antiporter activity; xenobiotic transmembrane transporter activity. Bases 93 to 1487 code for a protein of 464 amino acids.